AUAAUAUAUUUCCCAGCCUAUCCAUAUCCGUUGGAAGCUAAACUUUUCAGCUGAGCACACUUUAGCGCGCAGAGGCAGCUCCUCUAUCUCCUUCCUCAUCAAUGGCGGCUCUUGUAUCCAUCACUCCAAUCAGAACAUCACUAACCAUUUCCGGCCCUUCUUCCCCGUUCAAGGGAAAUGUGACGAGUCUGCGAGCAAAAUCAUGCAAUUUCAACCCGCUCAUCAAGACCCAUUCGACGAGCAGGCCUCAGGCGAGACCACUCGUGGUGGUCAACAAAAGGCCCUCGGCUCCGGCCGCGGUUCCGGUGGCUGGCGAGCGGUUCAGGCUGGACAAUUUGGCGCCGCAGCCAGGUUCGAGGAAGAAAGCCAAGAGAAAGGGAAGAGGUAUAGCCGCCGGGCAAGGUAACAGCUGUGGGUUUGGAAUGAGGGGACAGAAAUCCCGGUCGGGUCCUGGUGUGAUGAGAGGAUUCGAAGGUGGGCAGAUGCCUCUCUAUCGCCGUAUCCCUAAAUUGCGGGGAAUUGCUGGAGGUAUGCAUGCUGGUUUACCUAAAUAUGUCCCGGUCAACUUAAAGGACAUAGCAGAAGCAGGUUUUCAAGAGGGCGAGGAGGUUUCACUGGAGAGUUUGAAGGAGAAGGGCUUAAUCAACCCAUCGGGAAGAGAAAGGAGACUUCCUCUGAAGAUCCUAGGUGAUGGGGAGCUAGACGUGAAGCUGAACUUCAAAGCUCGUGCAUUUUCAACAUCAGCGAGGGAGAAGCUGGAAUCUGUUGGCUGCUCGCUCACCGUGUUACCUGGCAGGAAGAAGUGGCUGAAGCCAGCAGUUCUAAAGAACCUUGCUAGAGCUGAUGAAUACUUUGCAAAGAAAAGAGCUGCAGCAGCAGCAGCAGAGGCAUCUGAGCCUGAGCCAGCAGCCUCUUCUUGAUCUGUGUGCUGUAUUAAACCUGAACUUGUCCAAGCAAAAUGUAGAAUAGCUCGAGCGGGUGUCCAUCAAGGUAAAAAUUCCUUUGUUCUUCUUCCACGCUAGUACGCUACCAUGGUUGCUUUUUGUUCCUCCUCAAUGCUUGAUUUUUGUAUGCUAUAUUUAUGUGGAAGGUUCCAUAUUCUGUGUCCCAAACAAGAAUUCUGGUUUUCUUCACUGCCUUAAUUGCAGUAAAGUGGUAAUUUCAUCAGAAGAAACUGAAGCUUUUCAUAACCUUUUCACCAAAAAUUUCUCCUUUUAUGCUCAUCCAUAGUUAACUGGAAGAGAAACGAAAGCUAUCCAAUUAACAAUAUAUGAUCAGUGACAUAAAUAUUGUGGA
This is a messenger RNA of Linum tenue, 1296 nucleotides long. NCBI's taxonomy places the organism in Eukaryota, Viridiplantae, Streptophyta, Magnoliopsida, Malpighiales, Linaceae. The record is from the annotation of a GenBank genome assembly.